UUACGUCAAUGUUUGUUUACUGGUCCAUUGACCGUGUUAGUAUGUGUAUAUUGCUCUUUUGCUUUCAGGACAUUCUUUUAAAUUUAUUAUAAUUAUGUACAAUGGCGUGUCCUGCCCAUGACAUUAGUCAGAGACCUCUUCAAAAUGCGAUGCGACUCGUAAAAGUGGCUAUUCAGUUGGAUUCGGGUAACAGACAUAAGGAAGCUUAUUGUGAAUACUUAAAGAGUGUCAAUUACAUCUCCCAUGCAUUACUCCAAGAUGCAGCAUUUAAAGGUAGUGUUGCUGUGGGAGAGAUGGAGGAAGUGGAAGUGGAGAAGAUGGUAAAGUUGGCUGAGCAGUGCUUGGAGAGAAUAAAAUCUUUCAUUGGAAAGAGAAAUGAAACCUCUCUUUCUAGUUCUUCUAUAGUCCCAGAGCAGGCUUCAUCACUUGCACAGAUAACGCCUCAAAUUUUAGGGACGUCCAAUAAAUCAACAUUGGUGUCAAGUAAAUCAUACACGAUCGAGCAGAACUCUCAACAUCAAAGAGGGCUCUCGGAAGGUAUGGGGGAGGAAUGUCCUUUUCUGCCCCCUGACCUGUUCCAGAAGCUCCAAGUUGUAGAGUCACAAGACAGCAAAAAGGAAUUAACACCUAUUGAGGAGGCUUCAUGUCUGAACCAGAAACUAAAAGCUAAUUAUGAGGCACGUCUGGCACGACUUGCCCCUGGUCAGGCCACACAGAAAACGUCACUGACACUCUCUCUUCAGAGACAAAUGAUGGAGAACCUGAUUAUAGCCAGAGCACGACAAGAUGCUCUCCAAAGGAAGAUGGAAGAGAGAAGACUCAGGUUACAGGAGCAAGCCAACAGGAAGUUUUCUUCUUCUGUGAUUAUGACACCUGAAGAGCAGGAGCAGAGGGUUCUGUAUGCAAGUAUCUUGGAAUAUGAACAAGAUCAUGAGUGGCCUAGAGUAUGGAAAGCUAGCCUUAAGAAAAAUCCAAACGAUGCAGGUUUGGUUUCAGGCCUGGUGAACUAUCUCCUUGGUUGUCCAGAACAUCCUGUUGUGAAGCUAUUGAAGAAGCUCCAGUAUCAAGUUUAUAACAGGCUGUACCCCAUAAUAAGCCAAGCUGUUCCUUCAAGCCCAUUGCCUGGGCACUCUGUACGCUUAAAGCCUUCACGCAGCGCACAGAGCCUGGUAAUCCCUCAGAGUCCGCCGAGUCAGCUCAAGUCUGGUCUAAUCCACAGUCUGUCAGAUGCCUCCAUCUCACUCUCACCACUCCCUGACCUCAACGCUAACAACACGGCAUGCAAAAUAGACUCUGAAGAGCUCCCAACUCCAGUUCCUCCAGAUCGGGAGAACUCUUUUGAGGAUCUUGAGCAGUAUAUGACUCAGCUGGACUGGGCUUCAGCAUGUGCAGAAGACACAGUGUCUGAUAUGACCUUUGACUUGACCCACAGUGACAUGGAACCUCAUAUUCAGCACUUGGAGGAGCGAGCUUUAAAAGAACACCUGAAAGCCACAGUCAAGGAUAUCCACAAUGCCAUUGAUCGCCUGCUGUCUCUGUGUCUGCUUUCUUUUGAAUGUCUUAACACUGCAAGCUCCAAGGACCAAUGUUUAGCCUGCAUAGAAGAGGUGUUCUUCACCCCAAUAUGGAGCCCUCUACUGGCACUGUUUAGGAAGGUUCAUAGAGAUCGAGAGCUGGCUUUUGAGAGCAGUGUUCUCCUGUACCAUGAUGUCUCGCCUGCUGAUGUUGGUGUAGCAGACAAAUUAUUUCCCAAAGACCCUGCUGUUCUGCAGGGCUCCUAUCCAUACGAGUGUGCAGUGCAGGAACUAAAACUCCUGUGUAAAGACUGCUGUCCACAGAAGAAGCUAGAAUGCAUAGUAAGAACUUUGAGACUUAUUUGUGCCUGUGCUGAGCAUUACCGUCUUCAUCAAGAGAAGGAUCCCUUACCCAAAACAGCAGCCAUUGGAGCAGAUGAUUUGCUGCCUAUUUUGUCAUAUGUGGCCCUGCGCAGCGAACUACCUCAACUAGUCUCUGAAUGUGCUGCACUGGAAGAGUUCAUUCAUGAGGGGUAUUUGAUCGGAGAGGAGGGCUACUGCUUAACCUCAAUGCAGAGUGCCUUGACGUAUGUGGAGUCACUACACUUGGGUGGAACUGUGCAGCUGGCUGCCAAGCUCACCUGAGUCAGAGGUAAGAUGAUGCAUAUUUCGCCUGCUUUUUUCCUUUAUCCUUCAGUCCAAGGCAGGAAUUUCUCAUUAUUCCCUCCUCGCCAGGGCCGCCCGAUUAAACGCCCAUCUUCCAUUGAGCACAGAUUGUACAAGAGGUUUACACAAAGUGAGUCUGGAGUUUUCCAGUCUCAAAAGCGUGCAAGCUCUGAAUCCUGCUGUGUUGUAGAGUUACGUCCCAAAUGGUCUCGGGUUAAAGGAGCGGAAUCAGAUUGAUGUUAUGAGGAAUGUAUGCUGAAGGUGUAACUCAUUUAAUGGAAAAAUGAAAUUGAACAAUGUGCCUAAUUUUAUUGCCUUUUCAUCCUGUUUUGUUUUCCUCAUAAUGUAGUGCUUUGAAGUGUUUCACUUUGAGUGAAUAGAAGGCUAAACUACUACAACAUUUUUUUUUUUAUGCUCAGGCUAGUAUAGAAAUCCUUCUCCGGAACUAGAAUGGCAUAAUUGUACUGUUUAAAAUGACCACUGGGCAGUCAUGUGUGAAAAAAUUGUGAUGACUUUUUUUUUGUCAUUUUCUUUUUUUUUGUUUUGUUUUGUUUUUGCAAAUUGUGCCAAUUAAGUUUGUUUUAUCAUUAAACAAACCCAAUGUUUCAAGGAAAAAAAAAAAGGAAGUCUCUUCACUUUGGCACAGUAUAGUUAGCUCAAUUGAUCACAUUUCAGACAAAUAUUAUCUAUUUUGGAGACAUAUCUUUAGUGAUUGGUGUGCAAACAAGUCAUUGCUGGUUGGAUAUGAAGUGGAUUCUCACACUGUCCACAUCCUGAUCUUAAAAACAGCCUGGCAGGAGAGAGAGCCGCUAUUUGAUUAGCUUAACUCCUGGUUUUGGACAACUUAUUUAAACAUGUAUUGAAUAUCAUAUCAUUUUUAACACUCCAGCAGUACACAUAUUAUAUAUACAUAUUAUAAUGUU
Messenger RNA from Clarias gariepinus (North African catfish), 3103 nucleotides. It is a transcript of the gene vps9d1, whose product is annotated as VPS9 domain containing 1. NCBI's taxonomy places the organism in Eukaryota, Metazoa, Chordata, Actinopteri, Siluriformes, Clariidae. The transcript has 16 exons. Gene Ontology annotation, biological process: vesicle-mediated transport. The record is from RefSeq and is a predicted model, not a curated record. Gene Ontology annotation, molecular function: guanyl-nucleotide exchange factor activity; small GTPase binding. Gene Ontology annotation, cellular component: cytosol; endocytic vesicle. The coding region runs from base 102 to 2159 and encodes 685 amino acids.